ACAAACUCAAUCCCAUAUUAUUAUUCACUCUUUAACUUUCCUUCACAUUUCUACAAGAUCAUGGGUGUUGUGACAUUCACCAAUGAGUACACUUGCCCAAUCCCUCCGACUAGGGCAUUCAAGGCAUUGAUACUUGACGGUGACAACUUGAUCCCAAAACUCAUGCCACAAGCUUUUAAGAGCAUCGAACUCAUCCAAGGUGAUGGCGGGGUUGGAAGCAUCAAGCAAAUCAACUUUGCUGAAGGCGGCCCAUUUAAGUCCGUGAAACAUAGAGUUGAUGAGGUCAAUGAAGAGGCAUGCAAGUACAAUUACACUUUGAUUGAAGGCGAUGUCUUGAUGGAUAAGUUCGAGAAGAUUUGUUAUGAGAUUGAGCUUGUGGCCUCCCCAGAUGGCGGUAGCAUUACCAAGUCGACAACCAAAUACUAUCCAUUGGGCAAUUAUGUGAUUAAUGAGGAGGAACUCAAGGUCGGGAUGGAAAACGCUGGAGGAAUGUUUAAGGUUGUGGAGGACUACCUCAUCCAAAACCCUAAUGUCUAUGCUUAAUGUCUCUUCUGGCAUUUAAAGAUCUCUCAAUCCUAUUUAAGUCAUGAAAGGGUGUGCUUUUUGUUUUUGUCUACAUAUAAUUCACCUUUGGCUUCUAAUAAAAUGGUACCCAUCAGUCAUCACAGGUUUGUUGCAUUGCAAUGUGUAUUCUUGAUUUAACAUAUGUAGUCUUUCUUUGUUCCAAUAAUGAAAGAACUCAGAGAAAAAGAAGUUUGGCUCAUAAUCUUGGAAAAGAAUAGA
This is a messenger RNA of Camellia sinensis, 783 nucleotides long. RefSeq names its product major strawberry allergen Fra a 1.06. The record is from RefSeq and is a predicted model, not a curated record. Gene Ontology annotation, biological process: defense response; abscisic acid-activated signaling pathway. Gene Ontology annotation, molecular function: signaling receptor activity; protein phosphatase inhibitor activity; abscisic acid binding. Gene Ontology annotation, cellular component: cytoplasm; nucleus. NCBI's taxonomy places the organism in Eukaryota, Viridiplantae, Streptophyta, Magnoliopsida, Ericales, Theaceae.